AUGUUCAUAUUAUUUACUAGCAUUUUAUUUCUAUUGAUUCAUCAUGGACAAUGUGCCAUGGAAGCUACAGCUGAUGUUCGAUUACAUGGUACAUCAACAUCAAUUGGAAUAUUGAACUUUGUUCAAAAUGAUGCUAAUUCACCUGUACGAAUAACUGGUACACUAACAUCAUUGAGUGCUAGUAGCAAUCAUGGUUUUCAUGUUCAUACCAAUGCUGUAGCAGAAACUACACCGAAUUGUGUGGAAGCUGCUGGCCAUUUUAAUCCUUACAAUACGGCUCAUGGCCCUCCUCAAACCGAUAUAUGGCACCGACAUGUUGGUGAUCUUGGAAAUAUAACAACGGAUGCAAGUGGUGCAGCACAUAUUGAUAUUAGUGAUAAUAUUAUUCAAUUUUAUAAUUCCACACAAUCAAUUGCUAAUCGAACUAUUAUAGUACAUCUUAUGUUUGAUGACGGUGGCUUCGGUAUGAAUGAGAGUAAUAUAACUGGAAAUGCUGGUGCACGAGUUGCUUGUGGUCUUAUUAAAGUAAAAUCAAAUGGAAUAAAUAUUAAACCAAUUACAUCUAUGUUAUUUUUUACAAUAAUGAUUAUUGUUAUGAUACGCUUCGAGUGA
Messenger RNA from Rotaria sp. Silwood1, 612 nucleotides. The record is from the annotation of a GenBank genome assembly. NCBI's taxonomy places the organism in Eukaryota, Metazoa, Rotifera, Eurotatoria, Philodinida, Philodinidae.